UGGGUGUGUUGUUCCGUUUUUUACCAGCAGUGGACAGCAGCAAGCAGCAACAGUCUCUCCAGAGGUGGAUGUGGAUGUAUGUGUGUGGGAUUGAAUCAAGGCGAAUUGGGCUGCCACAGGGAAAAGCACAGAACUAAUACAAUAGCGAAACAUGGCUACUGAGGCGCUAUCAGCGUGCACCGGAUCCAGUUUACUACAACCCAUAAGCGAGAUAACCAACCUCCCGUUAGAUCAGGUGAACUUUGUGGCAUGUCAGCUCUGUGCUCUGCUCACGGCAGUUUGGUUCAGACUCUAUCUGCACCCCAGCAAGACCAGUCCUUUUGUGCGGCAUGUGGUGGCCACACUGCUGGGCAUCUACUUUGCUCUUUUCUGCUUUGGCUGGUAUGCUCUUCAUUUUCUGCUCCAGAGUGGCAUUACAUAUGGCAUCAUGAUUGUGACUGGAGUCGAGCACAUGCACAAAUACUGUUUAGUGGUAGCACUGGGAUAUCUUAGCUUCUGCCAAAUCACCCGGGUUUACGUCUUCGACUACGGAAUGUACUCUGCCGAUUUUACAGGGCCCAUGAUGGUCAUCACACAAAAGAUAACCAGUGUUGCUUUUGAGAUCCAUGACGGAAUGGCAAGGAAGGAAGAUCAGCUUAAUCGAGGUCAAAAACUGCUGGCGAUAAGGCGGAUGCCCAGUUUAUUGGAGUACUUCAGUUAUAAUUGUAAUUUCAUGGGUAUUUUGGCUGGACCCACCUGCUCCUAUAAUGAUUACAUUGCCUUCAUUGAGGGCUCCCCCUGUCGCCAUAGAGACCAAGAGACCAAAGGAAAAGUGAACGGAAAGAGCAGGCUGAACGACCCUUCACCAAACACAGCGGUCAUUCAAAAGCUGGCCACCUGCUUCAUCUCUUUGUUGGUCUUCCUUUCUGUCUGCAAAGUCUUUCCUGUGGAGCGUAAUGUUGAUGAUGAUUUUAUCGCCACCACGCCCUUCUAUGCUCAGGUGGUCUACCUGUAUUUGUCCAUGCUGACCACCCGGCCUAAAUACUACUUUGUUUGGACUCUGGCUGAUGCCAUUAACAACGCAGCAGGAUUUGGCUUUAAUGGUUAUGACAGUGAUGGUCUGCCGCGAUGGGAUCUCAUUUCCAACCUCAGGAUCAUGAAUAUUGAGUGCGCGACCAGCUUUAAGGUUUUCCUGGAUAACUGGAAUAUCCAAACAGCACAUUGGCUUAAAAGGGUGUGUUAUGAACGCUGUCCUUAUAACCCCACUGCUGCCACCUUCCUGCUGUCAGCCAUGUGGCACGGGGCUUAUCCAGGCUACUACCUCACUUUCCUCACAGGCAUCGUCAUCACACUUGCAGCCAGAGCUGUAAGGCACAAUGUAAGACCACACUUCUUGGGCUCGCCAACGCACAAGUUCAUUUAUGACAUCAUCACGUGGGCGGCUACACAGAUUGCCAUUUGUUACACUGUGGUACCGUUUGUGCUGCUUUCUGUGGGUCCGUCGCUCAAAUUCUACAGGUCAUGGUACUUCUGCCUCCACAUAGGCUGUAUAUUGUUGGCCAUCGCUCUGCCUGUAAAACCACGUCACCUGCGGCUAAAAGAGCAACAGUCUGCCCUCCAACCAAGCAAGGAGACCACAGACAGCAACCAGAAACAAAAAACUACAUGAGUCGUGCAACAUCUUACCAUAUUUCUACAUACACACAGACUGGGCAAAUGUACCUAUUCUCCAGCCACACAUGAAAAGAGUCGCCCCUUGGCUCAGUAUAGUGGCACCGAGAUUUUUGCGUGAUUUGAGAUAAUGGAAUCGAAUCAGACUGGCAUAAGGAGGAGUUGCCAAGUGAAUGCGGUUAUAUAAAAUUACUUGACCUUGCCUUUGUGAUCCAACUUGCCACAGCACGUAUUAGUGUCCUGACCUAGUGGUCUAGUAUUGGGCUGUAAAUAGGAUUUGCAGGAGACAAAACCUGUACCAAUUGAAAACAAAAAUGAAAACAGUACAGUUUUCAUACGAAAGGAGUAAACAAAAUACAUUUAAAGUUGUCCACAAAAAGACAUAUAGCCGAGUUUUGUUCUCUUGGUGGUGCCAGUAAAAUAGGGCCCUUGGAGUUUUUGUCAUGUUAUGUUUGUUAUGGUCUGUAUUAACGUCUUGUCCAUGUAGUCUUCAAAUAGAGAAAGUUGUAUGUAAUACAUUCCACUUUAAGACCAGAGAUUAUUUUCCCAUAAAUGAAAGUAUUACGUCGUCUCCAUUGGGAGUGUUGAAAAUAAUGUUUGACCUGUACUGGAACGUCGAGUUAACAUUUUGGGAAAAAUACUUGAUAGUACUGUUAAUUGUGUUACCAUUGAAAAUCAAUCAGACAGUGAUUCUUUAUGUAAAGUAUUGCACACUUUGGCCUCAUGGGGUUAGAAGUGAAGCUGAUGUCUGUUUUAAAGUCAGUUGAAAUUGUGUUGGAGGUCCUCUGUCUGUGUGGACCUGAAAGGUUGGGGUUUUUUGCAAAUUAUGUGAAUAAAAGAGGUCUU
Molecule: messenger RNA, 2496 nt
Organism: Triplophysa rosa
Lineage: Eukaryota; Metazoa; Chordata; Actinopteri; Cypriniformes; Nemacheilidae
Gene: mboat2b
Product: membrane bound O-acyltransferase domain containing 2b
Exons: 13
Coding region: 152-1648 (498 amino acids)
Biological process (GO): lipid modification
Cellular component (GO): membrane
Molecular function (GO): acyltransferase activity
Source: RefSeq, a predicted model, not a curated record